This is a messenger RNA of Perognathus longimembris pacificus (Pacific pocket mouse), 2246 nucleotides long. RefSeq names its product X-ray repair cross complementing 3 (gene Xrcc3). Gene Ontology annotation, cellular component: replication fork; Rad51C-XRCC3 complex. Gene Ontology annotation, molecular function: ATP-dependent DNA damage sensor activity; ATP binding; four-way junction DNA binding. The record is from RefSeq and is a predicted model, not a curated record. The transcript has 8 exons. Gene Ontology annotation, biological process: resolution of mitotic recombination intermediates; telomere maintenance via recombination; double-strand break repair via synthesis-dependent strand annealing. Lineage: Eukaryota; Metazoa; Chordata; Mammalia; Rodentia; Heteromyidae. Bases 445 to 1485 code for a protein of 346 amino acids.
GAACCCGCCUUGGCACCGCCCUCUCCAGUCGCGCCGGGCCCCGCCCCGUGCGGCCGUCCGCCAAUCGGCGGCGAGGGCGGGCCGGAGCUCGCCCCGCCCCCGCCGAGGCGGCCGAGACCCGCAAUUGGUCGGUUGGACGGCUACGUGCUGCCGCCUUGCUCUUGAUUGGCGUGGGCGACCCAGGCUCUGGGCGCUCAUUGGGCGCAGAGGCCGAGCGGGGCGGGCGGCGCCGAGAGGUGGGGAGCGCCGCGGACGUGGCGGCUCGGGCGGCCGGAGCUCCGCGCGGGGCCGGCGGGGAGCGGCGCCGGGCCCAGCCGGUCCCUGAGCACCGGGCUAGGGCGGCCCGUCGGGCCCGGGGCGAGGGUGCGCGGCCCCGGAGGACGCGGCCACGGGCCGGUCCCGGCUACGGACGGCCGGGGUGGUCGGCGGCGGCCAGCACCGGAAAUGGACCUGAGUCAGCUGGACCUGAACCCCAGGAUCAUCGCCGCCGCCAAGAGAGCCAAACUGACAUCAGUCAAGGAGGUUCUGCACUUUUCUGGACCAGACUUGCAGAGACUGACCGGCCUGUCCAGCCCCGAUGUCCAGCACUUGCUGACGGCAGCCUCCCUGCACCUCCAAGGACGCCACGUCCUGACAGCGCUGCACCUGCUCCAGCAGAAGGACCGCUUCCCCGUGCAGCACCAGCGCCUCAGCCUGGGCUGCCCCGUCCUGGACCGGCUCCUGGCCGGUGGCCUGCCCCUCGACGGCAUCACGGGGCUCGCCGGCCGCAGCUCGGCCGGGAAGACCCAGCUGGCCCUGCAGCUCUGCCUGGCCGUGCAGUUCCCUCGGCAGCACGGAGGCCUGGAGGGCGGGGCUGUCUACAUCUGCACUGAGGACAUCUUCCCCAGCAAGCGACUGCAGCAGCUGAUCGCACAGCAGCAGCGACUGCGGACAGACGUGCCGAGUGAGGUGGUCCAGAAGAUCAAGUUCAGCAACCACAUCUUCAUCGAGCACGCAGCGGAUGUGGACACCUUGCUGGAGUGUGUGAUGAAGAAAGUGCCUGUCCUGCUGUCGAGGGGCAUGGCCCGGCUGGUGGUUGUCGACUCAGUGGCCGCCCCGUUUCGCUCCGAGUUUGACAAGGAGGCGUCUGCCCUGCGGGCCAGGCACCUGCAGUCGCUGGGGGCGGCGCUGCGCCGGCUGAGCAGCACCUUCCAGGCCCCCGUGCUGUGCGUCAACCAGGUGACGGAGGCUGUGGAGGAGCAGGACCUGCUGCCCAGGCCCCCAGGGUCCCGGGACCGGCGCCUCUCUCCAGCCCUUGGCAUCGCGUGGGCUAACCAGCUUCUGAUGAGCCUGAUGGCUGACCGCGUCCACGCACAGGAAGCCGCGCUGGGCCUGCCUGGCGGCCUGGCCCGGACCCUGACGGUGCUCUCGGCCCCCCACCUGCCUCCUUCCUCCUGCUCCUACACCGUCAGCUCUGAAGGGGUGCGAGGGGCCGUGUCCAGCUAGCAUGCCCACACUGUGGACCGCCCACGCAAGCCCUUGGGCGCUGAGCAGCAUGGCUCCCAAGGGGACCUGCCACCCUCUCCUCCCCCAGUCCACUGGCCCUCAGAAGACGACUUGCUCCUUCACACAAGGCCGCUUGUACCCCUUCCUCACACUCACACUCACACUCACACACACUCUCUGGCCCCACUGCUGAGGUUGCACGGCCCACGCGAGCACCUGCUCUGCCCUGAAGAUCCGCUUGGGUGCAGGGUGGAGGAACCUAAGCCAACCCCAGACUGCGCUCGGGCAGCCUGGAGUGGAAGAGCGCGGACCCCGACUCAGCUGCCCCCAGACAAGCAGCUCUGGGUGGCGACGAGAAGCCCGGCCCCGUGGGGAGGACGCCCAGCAGGUCCAGUGGGCCAGGCAGCGCCACCCAGGGCACAGCUAGCCACGGGCUCGGCCAGCCUCAGAUGGGGCCUCUGAACACAAGGCCGCCCCUGCGCGUGGCAGGGGCCACGGGGAUCUGGGUCCUGGCUGGGGAACCCAGUUUGCCCUCCCGCCCACUUGACAGACAGCAAGCACCAAAACAUCAUAAACCCCCCAGGGCAGGACAAGGGCCCGGAAGAUGGCAGGGCUGCCCGAGCUGCCAUCGGCCUCCCAAGGCUGCCUGUGGCCCGAAGGGUUGAGGACCUGGUGUGGCCAAAGCUGCUUGGGCUUGCUUGUUUACAAAACAGUUCUCCUGCAAUGUGAAGUGACUUUGCAAUAGGAAAUAAACUCUAUUU